AUUAUGUUCAAUUGAAUCACCUGGAAGAUUCAUUUGUGUCUGGUUCGUCCUCAAUUCCUACAAAUAGCACUGAAUGUCUGCGUUUCAGAUUUGGGUUUUGCCUGUGCAGAUUGCAUUUAUAGUUAGACGUGUAACCAAGAGAGUUGUCUAUGGGUGAAAAACAAGCAAUUGUUAAACUGAGAGAAAAUCCAUCAGAGCCAUUGCACAAACAUUGGCCAUAGCCAGUACAACCAUUUGGAACGUCCUGAGGAAGAAAGAAACCACUGGUGUAUUAAGUAACAGACCUCCAAUGGGUAGACCAAGGAAAACGUUCAUGUAAGUCCAUGUGUGGUCAGUUUCUGGCUAGAUUCCACAUACGCAUCUGUAUCCAAUGGAUAACAAAUAGACUUCACCAUCCAAACACAGAGGCCCUUCCUAAUAAACAACAGAUGUGGCCAGUACAUUCACACAGGACAUAGAACAACUGGGUUAGGAAAAAAGGCUCAUACGUGAAUCUGGGCUGAACCCAAUCUGUAGAUAAAUACUCGAGACACUUCUAGUCACGACCAUCUGUGAGACGAACAUCUGACCUACUCUCUGAAAACACCAGUUGAACAUCACCUGCAGCAAGAUGUUGCUUUUAUUUUUCUGUCUGCUUUCUCUGACGGCAGCGGCGACUGAAGUGGGUCUCGGCGGUAAAGUGCUUCUGUUUCCAACCAAGACAAGCUUUGUUAAACUCACUCCUGAAAGGCCCCUGAAUCUCUCAGCGUUUACUCUCUGCAUGCGUGUGACGAUGGAGCCCCAGGUCGGGCGGGAUAUCAUUCUGUUCUCCUACCGAAUAUCUUAUACCGCCGAGCUCAACGUGUGGAGAGAGAAAGAUGGCCGCUUUUCUUUUUAUAUUCAGUCUAAUAAUGAAGGAGCAUUUUUCAACCUGCCUCUCUCCACGUUCCAGACUCACCUGUGCGUCACCUGGGACUCUGCAACCGGUCUUUCUGCUUUUUGGGUGGAUGGACGGCGCAGUGCGUUCCAGAUCUAUAAGAAAGAUAAGUCAGUUCUUCCUGGUGGCACCGUUCUGCUCGGCCUGGACCCUGAUGAAUAUGUGGGUUCCUUUAAUUCAAGGCAGAGCUUUGUUGGCGAAAUUACAGAUGUGAACAUGUGGGAUUAUGUUCUCUCUGGCAGUCAGAUUAAGGCUUUGCAUUUAAACCAGGAACAGAAUAUACCGAAGGGAAACGUGUUUGACUGGAACACCAUCAAAUAUGAGACCAAUGGAAAUGUGCUAGUGGUUGAAAAUAACUGAUUCACAUCUGAUUUCUCCACACUGUUGUGUCAGUCGUUAUGAUCUGUUCUAAUGAGUUUCAAAGCUUGUAAGGGUUAACCAAUAAAUAUUCUCAGCAUUACAA
Pimephales promelas (fathead minnow) is the source of this 1379-nucleotide messenger RNA. The record is from RefSeq and is a predicted model, not a curated record. Lineage: Eukaryota; Metazoa; Chordata; Actinopteri; Cypriniformes; Leuciscidae.